This is a messenger RNA of Arachis ipaensis, 779 nucleotides long. RefSeq names its product photosystem I reaction center subunit PSI-N, chloroplast, putative / PSI-N, putative (PSAN) (gene PSAN). Lineage: Eukaryota; Viridiplantae; Streptophyta; Magnoliopsida; Fabales; Fabaceae. Gene Ontology annotation, cellular component: chloroplast photosystem I. The record is from RefSeq and is a predicted model, not a curated record. Gene Ontology annotation, biological process: photosynthesis.
UUUAAUUUCAUCCAUCAUCACUAUCACAAUCACACUACCUCCUUAUCUCCCUUCAACAAGUUAAACCAAAAUAACAAUAACCCAAGACCAAGAACCACUACACAAUCCUAGCCUUAACUUAUUAAUUUAGUGCUCGCAUCAUAUCCAUGGCUGCCAUGAACUCCUCUAGUGUAUUGGCUUGUAGCUACGCCAUUUCGGGUGGCGCUUCCAGUUCCGAGCUCAGUGGCAAGAUUACUUCCUUGCCCUCUGUCUCCACCAAGUUGCCUGUGAUGAAGGUGAAGGCCCAGCAAGAGAGAGCCAAUGCUGGUGUCAUUGAAGAUUACCUUGAGAAGAGCAAGGCCAACAAGGAACUGAAUGACAAGAAAAGGUUAGCUACUAGUGGAGCAAAUUUUGCAAGAGCAUACACGGUGCAAUUUGGCACUUGCAAAUUCCCUGAGAACUUCACUGGUUGCCAAGAUCUUGCCAAGCAAAAGAAAGUGCCAUUCCUUUCUGAUGAUUUGGAGCUUGAAUGUGAAGGAAAGGACAAAUACAAGUGUGGUUCUAAUGUUUUCUGGAAAUGGUGAGACUGAAAGGAAUCAAGCUGGGCAACAAUUUCCGAUUCAGUUGUUGAUCUCUUUGAAAUAUGUACCAUACUUCUUCGAUCUCCUUCAAAAAGUUACUAAUUAAAAUGCUUUCUUUUGCUACGUAUAUUCCUAUUCUUCUUUUUUUCUUGGGUAACACUAGUGGUGGUGGUUUUUUUCUUCAGUUGGUUGCAAUAAUGUAUAAAUAUUUAAAAUUUA